AUGUCUACGAUUCACGAUCUUACUGCUAGACUGCCUGACGACGAUGAGGAAGAUUCAGACUUCAUACCUCUCCCCGACGAAGGUCAGCUAUCUCAUUACCAUUCACCUGAAACCGAACCCGAGCCUCCAGACAUCGAACACGAUGUGCUGUCUGCGCUUGGGGCGCCAACUGAGCAUGAUGUGCUAGAAGGGAAGAGAAAGCAGCGCGCCGAAGUCUGGUCCAAGUUUCUCGCCAUGGAUCCACCACGACCGUCAGAAGAGCCGUUUCGAAAGCUAGUCAAAGUCGUCAAGACCUACAAGUUCGCCGGCAAGGAGAUGGAAGAAAUCCUCGAAGUACCGGAGGACUCGCCCGACGCCGCAAAAUGGCCACGAUACGAGGAAGAGACCUCUUCAACUGACGCCUCCGAAGCAAGGGACGUGCCGAUGACCGACCUCACCGCGCAGCCGUGCGAUGAUAUCUCACUUAAACCUGCACUACCAUACAAGCGCCCCGGCCCUCGCAGAGGCAAGGUGACCCUUCCGGGUUUCACUAUGGGGCACAAAAUCAUCAGAACGCCAACUUCGCCUCACGUAACUGACCCUACCGCCCAUGCAACCAAUCUUCCCACCCGCGAUAAACCCUUCGGCCCCGUCAGCCGCACCGACCCUUCGAACCCUGCCCACCUGUCCAGUAACACCACCCUCACCACCCUCACCACCCUCGACAAAUCCGCCCUCGACUGGCGGUCGCACGUGGGGGCGCAAGAGACCCCUCUCCGGGACGAACUGGACGCGAAUCGGCGCGGGGGCGGGUAUCUGGAGAAGGUCGCAUUCAUGCAGCGGGUGGAGCAGAGGAAGGAGGGGCUGUUGGAGGCGGGGAGGGGUGGGAGGAGGAGGAGGGGUGGGUGA
Messenger RNA from Schizophyllum commune H4-8, 888 nucleotides. RefSeq lists its product as uncharacterized. NCBI's taxonomy places the organism in Eukaryota, Fungi, Basidiomycota, Agaricomycetes, Agaricales, Schizophyllaceae. The coding region runs from base 1 to 888 and encodes 295 amino acids. The record is from RefSeq and is a predicted model, not a curated record. The transcript is spliced from 4 exons.